CGCCGACCGAUUUUGACCCAAUCAACCCGAUUCGCGUCACCACGUCGCGAACACGUCUUCCUUCCAGCCAUGAACGAGCUAAUUGCUGAGAUCAAGAAAAUACCACCAGUAACUCGCCUACUAUGCAUCUCAUCGGUGUCGGUCACCCUUCCGGUCAUGCUUAAAAUGAUCUCCCCAUACCACAUCUUUUACUCUUUCGAAAAAGUGUUUGAACACCUCGAGAUAUGGAGACUAUACACCAGCUUCUUUCUUGGGAGUGGUGGUAUAAAUUAUGUGUUCGAGCUGGCGAUGCUAUAUCGAACAAUGAACGAGAUUGAGACGGGACCAUACUUGCAUAAAUCUGCGGACCUGGCGUGGCAGCUCUUCGUCGCGAGCGUUGGCAUCGUUGUAACUAGCAUUCCCGUCAAUUCUUUCUUCUUCACUCGCGCAUUCGUUCUCUGCAUCAUCUAUGUUGGCUCUGCCCUUGCGCCCCCAGGUGCUCAAACAUCACUGUUUGGGCUUGUUACCUUCCCCGUGCGGUACUUUCCCUACGUGAUGCUUGGCAUGGACCUUCUCAGUGGACCGGCGGCGGUAGCGAGCUCGUUACCUGGCGCCAUUGUCGGACAUCUCUGGUGGUGGGGUAUCUGGGGUUCUGAGACGGGUGGAACUCGUGGAGGAGGAGUAUUAUAUCCGUGGGGAGCGGCCCCAGCAUGGUUUGCCAACUGGAUGGGCCAGACACCGACAGUCGCUGGCGCUCCAGAGCCAGGACGAGCAAAUGCGGGUGGCGGAGUCCACAUCGUCGCGCCGCGAAGGACGGUCAAUGCCCCAGAGGCCGGUGGGAGUACAGCAGGGUAUAAUUGGGGCUCAGGUGGUCAGCGGUUAGGAAAUAACUAA
Messenger RNA from Mycena indigotica, 873 nucleotides. Its product is annotated as Derlin. Gene Ontology annotation, biological process: endoplasmic reticulum unfolded protein response. Gene Ontology annotation, molecular function: misfolded protein binding; ubiquitin-specific protease binding. The record is from RefSeq and is a predicted model, not a curated record. Lineage: Eukaryota; Fungi; Basidiomycota; Agaricomycetes; Agaricales; Mycenaceae. Gene Ontology annotation, cellular component: Hrd1p ubiquitin ligase ERAD-L complex; endoplasmic reticulum membrane. The transcript has 6 exons. Bases 70 to 873 code for a protein of 267 amino acids.